AAUUCAAUCUUAUUUGCAAAUUUUUGUUUAUUUACCCUACAUAUGUUUCUUUCGUCCGUUUGUUUUCUUGAUUUACAUAAAAGGGAUUACAGUUUGACGAAACUUUUAUUGGUGUUUAAUAAUAGCUACGCGUUUAUCAGCUCCGAUUGUUAAGUUCUUUCUGUCGCUCUUUUUGUUAUUGUUCUUGUUUUGACGUAAAUCGUUGGUGUGCAAAGAAAGAUAUAAAUAAUCUGCAAUCAGUGGUGUUUAUUUCAUUCAGUGAUAUCGUCAAAGAACUGUCGAUUUGAAAAUCCGUGCAAAAAAGAGGAUUAUCGUAUUGUAAAGUUGCUUGUAAGUGUGUGGUUUAAUAUAUAAUAUUUGUGUGCUCCAAGAGAGAACCAAGUUGAGUGCACUCGUGGCCGAUAAUCCCGCGAGUUUUCAGUGUAGACUGCAUCGACUGCGAGAAAAGGGAGAAGAGAGAAAGAAAGAGAGAGAGAGAGAGAGAGAGAGAGACACACACACACAUACGCGCGCAAGACACAAGUACUCGUAUAUAGAGUCGCGCGAGGCAGAAAAGGAGCAACGAUAUAUAGUCUCUGCGAGGGCGAAGAAUAUAGAAGAGAAAGAGAGAGAGCGAAAAACGCGACAUAAGAAGAAUAGAAGCAGCAGCAGAAGCAGAUUCGUUGGAGCUCUGUAUUCAAGAGAAGCAAGUCGGAGCGAAUCAACAGGUGCUUCCCGGAUGGCGCCAAGGUGCUCGACGCCAAUAUGACGACAGAACUGCAGCCACCUGGUUAUCGUGGUCAGCAGCAGCAACAGCAACAACCCGACGAGCAGCAGCAAAUUUUAGCGGUCAGCUCGACGACCAGCGCCAAUAACAAGCACUAUCAUCGCCAGCAGCAGUUGGCCUACAAUAACGGCGUCAACGACAAUUACGAGGAUCGGCCGUUUAACGUGAAAAAAAACGCGCCUGGUUACAAAAAUGAUAGCGGGUACAGCGAGAGCUUGGGUUUCGAGAGUUUCAGUGUACCAAUCAGCGAACGAGACGCGACAUCACCACCGCCAAUUCCUCCGGUGCGCGACUUAUCGAGCCUCAAGCCAACUCACGACAAGUAUCCCUCUUGGCCGGCCAACGCUUGUUAUCCCAGCAACGGCUGCGGCCCCGAGGAGCAGCAGCAGCAUCCAGUACAGCAGCAACAGCAGCAGCAACAGGUAGCAGUGGCGCAAGAACAGAUUCCGGUGUCGCCGACCGCUGGUCCUCCACUUCAAUCUACGAAAAAUUGGACCGAACAGACGAAUUAUCCGAAAGAGAAGCAACAGCAACAGAGAACCGCGACCAAGAGGCCGAACUCGAGUUACACGCAACAGUUGAAAACGGUCGUGGAGCGUUGCGAGAAGAGCCACGCCGGCGGUUCAAGGCCCAGUCAAGGCGGUAACGCCACCAAGCUGCCAGCGAUGAGGCUGCCGGCGCCUAUCGAGUCGUCCAAGACGACGACGGCCCUCAGGCCGGCCGAUAUCGAGGCUUACGCGACGAGUUACCAGGAUCCGCAGCUCAUUCAGGUCCCGCUCUACGGAGAGACCGAUUUGAUGGCCGCCGACCCGUCCAGCAUGGACGACUACACGACGGUGCAGCACUCGCAGCAGGCGAGCUAUGCCCAAUCCGAGGGAUAUCACAGUUACGUGUCCAGCGUCGAUUCGACCACGACGACGACUCCCUUCUUGGACAGGUUGCGGAGAGAUAGCGAAGCCGUUCAGCGACCAACUAUUGGCGGGUGGGAGGAGAGCUCAUCGUCUCGGGAAGGCCGAGAUAGCGUGGUGACCACGUCCUCGGGCAGCGCGUCGAGCUCGGAAACUCUCAAAUGGCACGGUUCCAUGUCGGACGUAAGCGUCUCCUCGGGAAUGCCGGCGUCGACGAUUUCCCGAUCGUCGAACAUGACCCAUCCGUCGGAGCGCUGGACCAGCGCCGGCUCCAUGACCGAUUUGAGCAGCAUCAACGGCAGCAGCACGUCAGCCUCCAAGAGCGGCGACGACCAUCACCAGCACUCUGCUCAUCAGCAUCGAAAUCAUCUGAUACCGCCGCAGUGGCUGAACCCGACCAGCUGGAAUCAGGCGGUUUCCAAGAGCUAUCACUCGGUCGCCGAUCCGAGAUUGAUGGGCGACGACGACGCGAGCGUGCAAGAUUGGGAUCAGCCGCCUACCGUGCACAGCUCCUUGUCGGAUAUUCGGCAGGACACGCAGGGUGGCCAGCCCUCGUCGCCGCAGACUCCUACGUCGCCGUCGACGUCGAGUGCCGCGAGCAAACAGCUCAUAGCUCACAGUUCGAGGGUCCAGACGCCACAGAGACAUCACUCCGAGAGCGUACUGUACUUGGACCGAGAAAGAAAUCAGAGAAAGCUAUAUCCCGUGAGCACGACGAAAUUGGACGAGAAGGAAAAUAUAACGAGGAGUCCUCCGGCGUCAUCGAGCCCGCCGCAGUCGGCUAUCCCAACGGUGGCCGAGCGCGUCAGCGAGCUCGAGAAGCAGCAGAUGCGCUACACGUACCUGGACCCGGAGAAGCGCCUUCGGGUCUCCGAUCCCACUCUCAAAGCCAUACAGAAAAAGGCUCUGCUGUCUUUUUACGAGCGACACCAGCAGCACCAGCAACAGGCCUCGUGGCGCUCGGAACCGCAAUUGAAUCCGGAAAAGUCGUUUUCAUCGUCGCCGCCGCAGCAGAGCAGUCCACCGCCCCCGCAACCGCCACCUCGACCUCGGCCUUUGAGCGCCAGGCGGGCUUCCAGUGCAUCGGAUUACGCCGCCGCCAGGAAGGAAAAAACAGCCAGUGGAGGAUCGCCAGUUGACAAUCAACAUGCAGAAUCUCAUUGCAAUGGUGCUACGACCUCUGAGGGGGUAGUAGGAGAAGUAAUUUUGGAACCAAGACACCAACACAGUAAUAGCUGUGGAAGUCUAUCAUCUGAUCUCGUUGGACCGGUCAUCAUCGGUCCUGCGAUUUCCAUUGACGAUUGGGUACCCGAGCGACCACCUAAGAAACCACAUUUAAGAGCUGCAUUCAGCGAGAGGCUUCCAAGUCCAGAUUUGCCACCACCAUCGCCACCAAUGGUUACCGAAGUCGAGGUGAAUAAUCCUGAUGCUCCAUUGCCACCACCGCCACCAGAAAUUUCUCAAGAUCGUAAUUCUGAGAUGCAAAGAUCCAGUCGAAAGUUGGCAGAUAAGGGAAUAGAUUCACACACACAAUUCAAAGUGAAAGAAGCUCAGCAACAAGUGAUGAAUGAAAAAGUGGUUGCGAUGGGUAAAUCCUCCGCCGAGAGCAGACCAAACGUUUUGGCUGAUUUAUUGGCACAGAAGUAUUCUGAUUCUGGCUGUCAACGAGCGUCUCCUCAAGUACCAGUUGUGUCAAGCAAUGGCAUUCCACUCGAACACAAUCAAGCAUUGACGCGGAACUCGCCGAAUAGGCAGAGUCGAACCAGUCCACAAGUGGCCAAAAGUGCUCCGAUCAAGGGUAACGUCUUACCUUCAACAACGAGUCCGAUUACCAGCCGAAAUGGCGAUGCCUCCAAGAGAAAUAAUCUAGCCAAGUAUCAGACGAGAAACUAUUUAGCACUGCCUCCCAAGUAUACGGAAGCGCCAGGAAUCCCAUCAUCGCCAGAUUCACCACCGCCGUUAGCGCCUAGAAUUAGCAACGCAAAAAAAAUCUCGCCACCACCAAGACCUGCGCCUCCUAUUCACAAUCGAGGAAGUCAAUCCAAGGCCUCCUACUUGGCGUAUCGUCGGGAACGCGGUGCUCCGGAGUGCGGAGGUAGCUACAAGCGCACCAUGUCGCCCAACGCGCGCGUCGACGAUCCCGUCCUUCUCAAAGUCACGCAACAGCAGCAGCAACUCAACAAUUCGACGUACACGGUCUCGAGCAACGGUGGCAGCAACAGUCCCCUCAACGGCUCCUAUCAGCAGCAGCAGCAACAAUCGUCGUCGUCGCCACCCACGACGAGGCAUCAUCAUCAGCCGCAGAAUCAUCAUCAUCACGAGCUCGGCAAGUCCCAGAGCUCCGACGCCCUGCUGGCCGGGCGCAAAUCCGAGGAGAACGGCAAGCAGCAGCAGAGGCUGUCGCCCCAGAGCGUCGAGGCGCUCAACGACAGGAACAGACAGCUGGAGCGCGAGAGGCGAAAAUUGGCCGCCAGCUGCGAGCCACGAUUCGCCCAUUACUAUCGCGAGCACGCCGAGACCAUCGAGAUGACCUCGCAGAACGUGGAGAUGCUCAAUCGGAAAAACGAGAGGCAGAGGCUGGCCCCGAUCAACGUCACUUAUAGCGUAAACGGCACUGACUCGAAUAGUCCACCGCCAUCGCCGCCACGAGGAAUACUGGAUAGCCAAGGUGUGAGCCUGUCCUCCGGAAGCAACUGCAGCAGCAGCCUGGCCCUCACCGAAAUUCUCUCGGAUCGAUCUCAACUUCAAGUGUCCAGUCCGACGCAGACCGACAAUAACUGGAACGGCACGCAGUCGCUUUGGAACGCCGCGAAUCGUGGCCUCAACGACUUUUCCAGAACGCCGACCGCUUGGAGUAUCGCGAGUUCAAGCAGUCAGGGCUCAAGCCUGUCGAAUGGCUCGGCUCAAUCGACGUCUCCGUGCAGAUCGGCUGCGACGCCAACUAGAUCGACGUGGCAGUCGUCGCCGGCGUCGCCUCGGGUCUCGCCGCAGCCCGAAAAUCGGCAGUCCAACAAAUCCAGUUCCAAGGGCAACGCGUCUACCAACGACGUAGCGUCCCAAACUGAAGAGCUGGAAAAAUCCAGCGACGAGAAGGAGGAAAAAGAGAUGGAAAGUCUGGCCGAGGGAAGAAAGAAAACUCAGGCAGAACUCGACUGCGAAGAGCUCAGCAGAGACUUAGCCGAGAAGUUAGCACCGAAUGAUAAACUAUUGCCAAUUUUAGUUCCAGGACCGGAGCACAAACAGUCAACGGAUUACAUUGUCGACCUGUUCAGGGUAGACUCGGCUCCGCAACCACGUUCACGGCCCAAGUCGAUGAACGAAGAGCCGAUCGCAGCAGACGAAAAGCCAGAAAAAGAGUCAGCAUCAACAAUAACAACAACAACAACAACAGACGGCGAAAAGAAAAAGAUUGAGUCGCUACCAGCUACAUUACUGUCGCCAGCGGCAUUGGACACUGAGAGCAGUCCUCUAUCGACUAAAUCGAGCAACUGUCUCGCGACGGCGGAUAGCAAAGCUCGAUUCCUCGACAGAAUGUCGACAGAACAAAUACCGGAGAACGAGUCGAAUGGCCUCGAGUUAACCGGUAGCGCUAACAGAUUGACGCCCGAUGAUAAUGCCGAGCUGCAGCAGAAAAAGGAGGAAUUGAUGGUUCGCUUGGAUAAGAAGUUGGUGGUUUUGCGCGCCGAGCAGGAUGCCGUGCGCGAGGAAGAAGAGCUCAACGAAGCUUUGGGAGCCCGAUUAGCCGAAAAAGUCUCGACUCUCCUUGAUCCCAUUGAUUUCGUUAAGUAUCAAUUGCACGUCGAAGAGAUCGGCGAAAUUACGAGUUUGCUUCUCGGUCUGAGCGGUAGACUCGCCUUAACAGAAAAUAUUCUCUACGGCAUGGAAUCGGAUCAACCCGAAAAGAAAACUUUGGAAAUCAAGCGUGACAGAUUGACCGACCAACUGGAGGAGGCGAAGAUCCUCAAAUUGCAAGUCGAUCGUCGCAGUGCGUCGUUGUCUAAUUUACUGGCCAAGUACUUGGACGACGAAGAAAUAGAUGAUUAUCAACAUUUCAUCAACAUGAAAGCAAAAAUCAUCAUAGACGCGAAUCAGAUUCAGGACAAGGUGAAUUUAGGUGAAGAGCAACUGGCUGCCCUAAAGGAGGCUAUUGACCUUUGAGUUUUAUUGUAGUGCAAAUAUUAUUUUCAUCUAAAAAGGUGAAUUAUAAUGAUGGAACAUUUCAGUGCCUAGUCCUUUGCGCGUUCGUCCGAAUUGAACUGUAAUUCACGCAGAAUAGAAGAUAAUGUGUCAGCGAGGAAGAUAACUUGUAAAUUGUAAAAUUUAAACUGUAAAUAUUGUAUUUAAGUUAAUAUGCGUACAGUGCAAUAGUUUCGUUCAAAAAAUACGGGCAAUGGAAAAUUGUAACUUUUUUCUCGGUGCAAUUAUAUACGACUGACUCUGUCCAGGAUGGAUCAUGCAACAGUUUUUUAUACCCAAUAUUACUUCACCACAGUUUCAUGAUUGAUUGACAACAUUUGUUUUCGUUUUUAUUUUUAUAUUUUAACGACGAUUCAUCCUGAUUAGGCUAUUGUAAAGCAUAUGAAAAAAUGAUAAUUGUGAUACAGAAAAAUGUUGAAGAGAAUUGAAUUUUUUGUAAGUGUAUAUAUUCUAAGGUAUCGCGAAAAACAUUGGAAGAUUAAUUUGUGAACGAACUUUGUAAAUACAGUAAAGAAUUUAAGAUUAAUUUUAUUAUUUUAAAUUAAACCGUAGCUAGACAUGUUUUUCUUACACACGAGCAUUAUAAGCCUCGCAUUUAGAGUGUGUAUUGUAUGUAUUAUUUUACGUGUUUCAACCCGGAUAUCUUAGGAGAAUCCGUAGACGCUUGUGAUCUUUAUUUACUCUGUGAAUAUAAAUAAUUGCUUAGGUAUGUAUUGAAAUUUUUAGUAAGGAAUCUUGGAAUUUUACAUAUUUCCACACAGGGGUUCAACUCCAGAUUAAUUUGGUUAAAAUUUUAUGCCAUGGUUUAAAAUAAUUAUAAGCGUGGUUGACUCUCUCUUCGUUGAGUGGUACUUUGUUAUAUCUCAAAAUGAAGACGAGGUUUUAAAUUUAUUUACCCUAAGCAAAUCCUCUGGACUUUUGCGAUUGAUAAUGAAAAAUUUAUCAAUGUACUAAAACAAAAGUCAUAGGACG
Messenger RNA from Trichogramma pretiosum, 6843 nucleotides. RefSeq names its product protein Shroom (gene Shrm). Lineage: Eukaryota; Metazoa; Arthropoda; Insecta; Hymenoptera; Trichogrammatidae. The record is from RefSeq and is a predicted model, not a curated record. Gene Ontology annotation, biological process: actin filament organization. Gene Ontology annotation, molecular function: actin filament binding. The transcript has 15 exons. The coding region runs from base 745 to 5832 and encodes 1695 amino acids. Gene Ontology annotation, cellular component: apical junction complex; adherens junction; cortical actin cytoskeleton.